Molecule: messenger RNA, 4099 nt
Organism: Haplochromis burtoni (Burton's mouthbrooder)
Lineage: Eukaryota; Metazoa; Chordata; Actinopteri; Cichliformes; Cichlidae
Gene: lsr
Product: lipolysis stimulated lipoprotein receptor
Exons: 14
Coding region: 1646-3487 (613 amino acids)
Biological process (GO): establishment of blood-brain barrier; tricellular tight junction assembly
Cellular component (GO): tricellular tight junction; plasma membrane
Source: RefSeq, a predicted model, not a curated record
CCCACCGCUUGGAUCCUCGAACUUUGAGCCAACCACAUAAACCCACCGUCUGACAUCCCCGCUGUUCCUCCCUGAGAGCCCGGGGCCCACGUCCCAUCAAGUCGGAGAGCAGCAGCGCUACCGAUCCAGACAGUGAAUAUCCUGACCGUGGACCUACUGGAUUGAUUUUAAUGGCUGUUCUCUUUCUGAUUGCGAUUGGACCACUGUGAUCUUCUGAGACUUUGGAUCUUCAACAUUUAUCCCUCAGCAUGAAACAUCACGCUGAAACAUCUUUUUCUUUUACUCAUAGAUACUUACUUUCUGUCUUAAAAUGUUUUUAACUGUAUUGGCACAGCAAAAUGGCUAAAUAGGAUGUGUUUUAUUGCAUAUGCUUAAGCCCAAAGAAGUCACCUUCUUUUAGAAAAACAAUUUCCAUAAUAACUGGUUAUUUUUCUGUAAAUCACCUUCAUGCUUAUUUGGCUUAUCAGACUUCAGCUUUACUUGACAGCAAAUAAUUAUGUUUGAAACGCAUAUACAUAUCUGGCCUUAAUUAUAAACACAUCUGCAUAUCAAGCUGCAUAUGGUUCAUGUUUUUUUCAUAACAGACACUGGAACAGAAUAUAAUGUGCUCAGUUAAUAAUCAGAAGAGUGUACAUCAUUGGAAAUCCCUCAGCUGCUAGGGCUUGCAGGAUCAGUGCUGCCAUUUCACUGUGGCAGAUGUAGUGUAUUUUGUUCCCAUACCUAUAUUUUUGCUUAAAAAUCUUUUAAUGGACAGUUAUAUGAAAUGUUAUUUUUUGUCAGAACGCUAUAAAGACAAACAUCUUUAAUUUAUGGUCUCUUUUAGUUAAACCUGGUAAAUCAAAUUUUAAGAUUCCCACGGUCUGAUAAGACUUUAGUCUUAUUUUAUGUAUAGAAGCUCUCUGAUCCACAAGCAAAACCUGGACUGUGAAAGUGAAGUGUCGAAAAACAGAGAACAAUGAAGUCAAGAUGAGAGUUGAGCCUUCAAAAUGAAGUCACUUGUAAGCAGUCACUUCUGACAUUUAUAGGUCUAUUCCCAAGCAGUAAAGUUAAAGUUCUGUACAGUGUAGAAACUAGACUUUUGUUUGUUUUUCUUUUCAUACUAUUAAGCUUAUUUUAAUGUUCUAAAUCACAUAAAAAGCGCCCGCCCCCACGAAAUAGGUCACGCUCUCUCUCUCCCACAACCUGGGUUUAAAAUUAACAAACAGCGCUUUCUUGUCGUUUAUCAGUUUCUAGACUGUACCAUCUAGACGGUGGGUAAAACACGUAGCGUACUUCCUGGUUAAAAUGUCACUUUAGCGAACACAAAAUGGGCAAAGACGUAAAGAAAACGCCUUUUUUUAAAAUAAAAACUUGGCCAUUUCUCACGACUAGGUUUCUGUAGCGAAAUUAAUGCGCCGUCAACCGAAAAAAUCAGCAACCACCUGUAAAACAACAACUUACACACGUCCCCGUUUUUCGCAACCUGUCUCGGCAUACACCUGCGGGGCGUUCGGGUCCUCCCAAGUCUACAACACACAAAGACGCAAAAUGGAGGUGUUACUAUCUGUCUGAGGAAAAUUACAUGUACCUGAAUACGUUUUUGUUUGUAUAUUUACGAAUUAAAAAUACUUAAGUCUACCGAGACCGCGAGGAAGCAAGAUUAAACAUGUUCUGGACGAUAAUCUUCGCCGCUCUAAUGGCGACAGAAUCCACUAUGGGUGUGUCAGUUCAAUGUCCUACCAAGAGGUAUGUCGUCAUUCUCUUCCAGCCUGUCACCCUUACCUGUCAGUAUCAGACAACGGCCACUCAGCUCCCUAUUGUAACGUGGAAGUAUAAGUCUUACUGUCGGGACCCGGUUCAGGCUGCACUCAAUCCCAGCAGUGCAGACAACAUUCUGUCUCAAAACAACCCCAACUAUAACCCCACCAUUGAGUGUGCAGACAACCAGAGAACAGUGCGAAUAGUGGCCUCCAAGCAAGGCACUGCAGUUACCCUUGGCCCUGAGUACCAGGAGCGCAAGAUCAGCAUAACCGGCAAUGCAGACCUGAAUAUCGCACAGACUGCAUGGGGAGACAGUGGUGUCUACUUCUGUUCUGUCAUCUCUUCUCAAGAUGUUACAGGAAAUAGUGAAGACUACACAGAGCUCCUUGUACUGGAGAGAAAGUCAAAUUCUACUGACCUCCUGCCUGGCAUUGACUUACUGGUUAUGGAAGACUGGCUCCUGGUUGUUUUGGUGGUCCUUGGCUUCUUUCUGCUGGUCCUCUUGAUUGGGAUUUGCUGGUGCCAGUGUUGUCCACACACCUGCUGCUGUUAUGUCAGUUGCCCCUGCUGCCCAGAUCGCUGCUGCUGUCCACGAGCAUUGUAUGAGGCAGGAAAAGCAGUAAAGAAAGGUAUGGGGGAUCAAUAUGCUUCCACCCUCUAUGCUCAGAGUAUGUAUGGUCAGCCACCAUACAUGCAGCCUGGUAUGCCUCUACUUCCUGUACCUAAUGGGGUUGGAGCCCAGCUGCCUCAGAGUGGUUACGGUCAUGAAUAUGAUGGUGCUAGCUCAGUGGGACACGGCUCCCAGGUACCUUUGCUACGUGAGCAAGACCGAGGGGACAACACUCGCAGUGGUUUUCGAAUCCAGGUGGACCCUGACGGGAACGCAACGCGUGCCAUUUACUAUAUGGAGAGGGAGCUUGCCAAUAUGGAUCCAUCCAGGCCUGGCAACUAUCAGCGCUUGGACAACAUGACUGAAGUCAGUUCCUUGCACGACAGUAGUGGAUCUGAGCCUCGAAACCGCGGAGGUCGUUCCCAGCCCCCGCAUCUCCCCACAGUGUAUGACCAUGAUGAAGCUAUGAGCACCAUCAGCAGCGUUUCCCAGCAAGGCCGCCGCCGUGAUGAUUAUCCGCAACAAAGAGGAGGUUACAUGGAGAACCGCGUACGUUCCCGCUCGAUGGACAAUCUUGACGAUAUUGGACGGCGAUACCCCAGAGACGACUACCCACCACAACGCCGCCCAGACUCCAGAGGAGGAAGAGGCUCUGAUGAUGGGUGGAGCAGCAGCGCCCGGAAUGGCUAUGAUCGUGACUAUGAUGACCGCAGACGUCGUGACUACUCCCCCGAUCGCCGGAGAGGAGAGGGUGGAGCCUACGGGGAUCUCCCAGGACGGCGCAGCCACAGUCGUGACGAUAUAAUGGAUCUGGAGAGGGAUCGCCGGUAUGGUGGUGGUGCAAGGGGCGGGCGCGAGGAUUACGAUGACAGUUUUCUACGAGAAGCCAUGGAGAGGAAGAGGAUGGGUGAGCAGCAGAGGGCGCGGAGCCAGGAGCGAUUGGACAGCGAGAGCGACCGCUCAGAUCGGGGGAGGGGGGCACGUGGGCCACCUCCACUACCUGUGAACCCACCCUCUGGAAACCCUGGCCGGCACAAUGACUACCCGCCUCCACCACCACCGCCUUACAGUGAAGAUGAAAAGAAAAGCAACCUCCGCAAGAAUGGAGCUGUGAGUCGGGAGAGCCUGGUUGUGUGAAAUAAAAAUCUAAAGAGAACAAAGUACAACAAGGAUGCAGCAUUGAUCUUUAAAAAAACCAGAGAGCGACUGUAAAUAUUUAUUGCACUGCUAAUUUGUUAUGUUGAUUUAAAAAUGUCAUAAUUAGUCCUAAAUGUGAUUGUAUGCUUUUCUAACAUGGACGAGGUUUGCCUUUUCAUGUACACAAUAUUUUGGCUGCCACAAGUGCCUUACAGUGUACAUAAUUUUAUUUUUAGAUAGUUAAAAAUAUCUCAUCUCAACAAUUAAACAUAUUCAGAAGUUUUAUAUAGUUUCAUUUAGCUGAUGCAGGUAUUAAUGCAGUUUAUGGAUGUCUGUUGUUUUUGCAUUUGUGAAAAGUAAAGUGACUUUUUUAUAUGAAUCUGUGUGCAUUUAAAGGAAUUUGUCUAGCUUUUUUGUUAUUUGUCGUAUUAUUGUGCUCACUCGUUUUAGAUUCCUCGUGGAACAAAAUACUCCAGAGACUUUCUAACGCUAAAUUGCAAUUUUAACCUUCAGUAUGUUGUACAUAGGCUUCCGGAAAACCAUCUUAAAACUGCAAAUAUUCAUUUUGAUGUGUUGAAAUCUAAUUUUAAAAUAAAGAUCUUCUUGCCAGGC